CGACCCGAAGGUUCUCAUUCGGCUAGAGACCUCAUAAUCUCAUGUGCCGCCUCCGGACUCCCUGCCUCCCUGUCGAAGGACGUUCACUUUGUUGCGACUGGAUCUUCUUGGUUCUGCGGCUGGUAUCCCAGCUCUGGUACUGAUCAACUUUGCUUAGAACGAGGCUGCCCUUGUUGGCUGGAAGAGCCCCUACACCUACGAUCUCCUGAUUGUCGGAUUCCUCCUUCGGGGGUGCUCGUGCAGUCAUCGAGCGCCGUGCACUGUAUCCACUACUACAUCGCGCUGUUUCCACCGGAGAUCUCGCCUGGGUACUUGGAUGCAUCGCUGCUGGAUGGUCCAUCCAUGGAAGUCAUCAAAGGUGACUCGCCAUUGCUGACCACGGCGAUAUGGUCCGCCGCUGCGGUGUCGGGUGCCGUUGCUGCUCUCAUACCGGAUUCGUGCCUGGUCGUCUGCCCCCCAGCGUCACCAUUGUGCCAUGAUGUCUUUCAUGGCUGGUCUAUUGGUAUUUGCCACCGUGCUAGUCGGUUUAGACCGACUAGGCUCAAGCUUUCGUCGUCAGCUUGA
Messenger RNA from Penicillium atrosanguineum, 564 nucleotides. RefSeq lists its product as uncharacterized. The record is from RefSeq and is a predicted model, not a curated record. NCBI's taxonomy places the organism in Eukaryota, Fungi, Ascomycota, Eurotiomycetes, Eurotiales, Aspergillaceae. The transcript has 3 exons. The annotation marks the transcript as partial.